CCAAGGCCGGCAGCUCCAGAUGCCUAAAGUCUAAAACUUUCUUCCUCUUAGAACAUGACAUUGUUACACAUUCUAUUAAAGUUUUGAUGUCCACAUCUAAACCUAUUAAAGCACCCGUGUUCAGACUUUCGCGUGUCAAAGAGGCCAUACAACAAAACAAAGAAGACAAAGACAUUUUCAUUAAGGACGGGAACCCUUCAACAGCUCAAAUUCCCUACUCCAUUCAAUUUUACUAUUGUGGCUGCUAACAAACCCCACCAGGAGUCGGCUAUCGUAGUUUGUCAUUUGACAAGAUCAUGUGUAUAGAGAAGCUAACAUUACCACUGAGAAACAAAUUUAGGCUAUAGCAGUCAGGAUAAUGUCAAAUAGGAAUGGAGUUCUCAAGUUCGGCAGAAUAGUAGCUGGUGAGGAUAUCAGAAAAUUCUUCCUCCUUUUGGAAAGAGAACAUGAAUUGCCUAGAAGUUGAGAAGGAAGGACUUCUUAAGUUCAAACAAGGCCUCACAGAUCCUUCAGGUCGGCUGUCAUCUUGGGUCGGAGAAGAUUGUUGUAAAUGGAGAGGAGUUAGCUGCUAUAACAGGACUGGACGCGUCAUCAAGCUCAAACUUGGCAACCCAUUCCCAAACAGUUUGGAGGGCGAUAGAACAGCUAGUGAGUUGGGCGGUGAGAUCAAUCCUUCUUUGCUCAGCUUGAAAUAUCUGAAUUAUCUAGACCUCAGCAAGAAUAAUUUUGAAGGAAUGGAAAUUCCAAAAUUCAUUGGAUCGCUUAGGAAGUUGAGAUAUCUCAAUCUCUCUGGAGCAUCCUUUGGUGGUAUCAUCCCUCCAAAUAUUGCAAACCUCUCAAACUUGCGCUACCUUGAUCUCAACACAUACUCUAUCGAACCAAACAAGAAUGGCCUGGAAUGGCUGUCAGGCCUUUCUUCUUUGAAGUACCUUAACUUGGGAGGUAUUGAUCUCAGCAAGGCUGCAGCCUACUGGCUCCAGACCGUUAAUACUUUACCGUCUCUUUUGGAGUUGCACAUGCCCAACUGUCAACUUUCCAACCUUUCUCUUUCUCUUCCAUUUCUCAAUUUUACCUCUCUUUCCAUUCUUGAUCUCUCAAACAAUGGGUUUGACUCCACCAUUCCUCACUGGUUAUUUAAUCUCAGUAGCCUUGUGUACCUUGAUCUCAACUCCAACAACCUCCAAGGUGGACUACCAGAUGCAUUCCAGAACUUCACUUCUCUCCAGCUACUUGAUUUGUCCAAGAAUUCCAACAUUGAAGGUGAGUUACCGAGAACACUGGGAAAUUUGUGCUAUUUGCGGACAUUGAUUCUUUCUGUUAACAAACUUUCUGGUGAGAUAGCUGAGUUCCUCGAUGGCUUAUCUGCAUGCUCUUACAGCACCUUAGAGAAUCUGGAUUUGGGAUUCAAUAAACUGACUGGAAACCUGCCAGAUUCGUUGGGGCAUCUUAAGAAUUUAAGAUAUCUUCAAUUAUGGUCUAAUUCAUUUCGCGGUUCAAUUCCAGAAUCAAUUGGGAGCUUAUCCUCUUUACAGGAAUUGUACCUCUCGCAGAAUCAAAUGGGUGGGAUCAUCCCAGACAGCCUUGGACAACUCUCAUCACUGGUCGUGCUAGAGCUCAAUGAGAACUCAUGGGAAGGUGUCAUAACAGAAGCUCAUUUUGCCAACCUCUCAAGCUUAAAGCAGUUGUCUAUUACUAAAAGUUCUCCAAAUGUUUCUUUGGUUUUCAACAUCUCCUCUGACUGGGCUCCUCCUUUCAAACUCACAUACAUCAACCUUAGAUCUUGCCAAUUGGGUCCCAAAUUUCCUACCUGGCUCAGAACUCAAAAUGAGUUGACCACCAUAGUGCUGAAUAAUGCAGGAAUUUCAGGUACUAUACCAGAUUGGUUAUGGAAAUUAGAUUUGCAGCUCAGUGAACUAGACAUUGCUUAUAAUCAGUUAAGUGGCAGAGUUCCAAACUCAUUAGUGUUCAGCUACCUAGCCAAUGUUGAUUUGAGUUCAAACCUCUUUGAUGGUCCUCUCCCACUCUGGUCGUCUAAUGUAAGUACACUGUAUCUGAGGGGAAAUCUAUUUUCUGGACCAAUUCCUCAGAACAUCGGUCAAGUAAUGCCCAUUUUGACAGAUUUAGAUAUCUCUUGGAACUCUCUGAAUGGCAGCAUUCCCUUGUCUAUGGGUGAUCUACAGGCUUUGAUCACCUUGGUUAUCUCCAAUAAUAAUUUAUCUGGAGAAAUUCCUCAGUUCUGGAACAAGAUGCCUUCCCUGUAUAUUGUAGAUAUGUCAAACAACAGCCUCUCAGGUACAAUACCAAGAUCACUGGGUUCCCUCACGGCACUCAGAUUCUUGGUGCUAUCCAACAACAAUCUCUCUGGUGAACUUCCUUCCCAGCUGCAAAACUGCAGUGUCUUGGAAAGCCUUGAUCUUGGUGAUAACAAAUUUUCUGGAAACAUUCCAUCCUGGAUAGGAGAAAGCAUGCCAUCCCUGUUGAUCUUAGCCUUGCAGUCCAACUUCUUCAGCGGUAAUAUUCCUUCAGAAAUCUGUGCCCUUUCCGCGCUUCACAUACUGGACCUCUCACACAACCAUGUGUCAGGAUUCAUUCCUCCCUGUUUUGGGAACUUGAGUGGCUUCAAAUCUGAACUUUCUGAUGAUGAUCUAGAACGGUAUGAGGGACGCUUGAAACUUGUUGCAAAAGGAAGAGCACUGGAAUACUAUAGCACUCUCUACCUUGUGAAUAGUCUGGAUCUGUCCAAUAAUAGCUUAUCAGGAGAGAUUCCAAUAGAACUAACAAGCCUUCUGAAACUGGGAACCUUGAAUUUGUCCAGCAAUAAUUUGGGGGGAAAUAUACCAGAAAAGAUUGGAAACUUGCAGUGGUUGGAGACUCUCGACCUAUCAAAAAACAAACUUUCUGGUCCAAUUCCAAUGAGCAUGGCUUCCAUAACCUUUUUGGUUCACCUGAAUCUGGCACACAAUAACUUGUCAGGGAAAAUCCCAACAGGCAACCAGUUUCAAACCUUGAUUGAUCCGUCUAUUUACCAGGGCAACCUCGCACUUUGUGGAUUUCCUCUAACGACAGAGUGCCAUGAUAACAAUGGAACAAUUCCAACUGGGAAAGGAGAAGACAAUGAUGAUGAAGAUGGAGAUGACUCUGAAUUGCCAUGGUUCUUUGUUAGCAUGGGACUGGGAUUCAUCAUAGGAUUCUGGGGAGUUUGUGGCACUUUGAUAAUCAAGACAUCAUGGCGGUAUGCUUAUUUUCGUUUUGUCGAGAAAAUGAAAGAUAGGCUCCUUCUGGCUGUGGCACUGAAUGUUGCCCGUCUGACAAGAAAGGUGUAGGUGUUUGAAAAAAACUGCAGCUGAAGAAAAUCGGGGAACAUGCUUUAAGAUGAAAAGAUACUUGUUGAAAACAUCAUUUCUCAUCAAUUGUAAACCUGCCAUUUACACAAACAAAUUUAUGUUUGGGAAUUA
Messenger RNA from Vitis vinifera (wine grape), 3455 nucleotides. RefSeq names its product receptor-like protein EIX2. The coding region runs from base 447 to 3323 and encodes 958 amino acids. Lineage: Eukaryota; Viridiplantae; Streptophyta; Magnoliopsida; Vitales; Vitaceae. The record is from RefSeq and is a predicted model, not a curated record. Gene Ontology annotation, molecular function: protein binding. The transcript has 2 exons.